Pyrus x bretschneideri (Chinese white pear) is the source of this 1398-nucleotide messenger RNA. RefSeq lists its product as uncharacterized. The transcript is spliced from 5 exons. Gene Ontology annotation, molecular function: ubiquitin protein ligase activity. The coding region runs from base 16 to 1149 and encodes 377 amino acids. Lineage: Eukaryota; Viridiplantae; Streptophyta; Magnoliopsida; Rosales; Rosaceae. The record is from RefSeq and is a predicted model, not a curated record.
CUCUCUCUGCCAAUCAUGCCUCUCACAGAGAGCUCAACUGCAGGAGCGGAGCAGAUGAAAUGGAGAAGACCCAGAACCCAAUUCAACCAACCCAUUUCAGAAACGGAUCCAGCCACCUCCCCCCUCCAGUCCACCCGCUGCAAAUCCACCAUCUCCUCCCUCCUCCUCUCCAGCUUCACCACCUCCACCAACAACAACAACGAAGCCUCACCCACAAGCCUUACCAUCAAGAAAAAGACAAACUUUCCCUCGUCGUCGUUCAGAGGCAUGGGCUGCGCCGCCUCCGCCUCGCAGCAAGUCUCGGUGCCGGAGGAGAUUCGGAACUCUGCCGAUUGGAAGGGAAAGAAGGUGAAGAAGAAAAAGGAGAAGAAGAGCGCCGCCGCCAAGGGCAGCGCAAGCAAUGAGAAGAAUGAAUACCGGGAUGUCGGUGAUGGCGGGCCCACCAUUGGUAUAAAUUCUGCAACUUGUAUGGAUUUUCAGGAUGUUUGGUGCGGCCCCGGAAUUGGGUUCUCGCCGGAAACUGCCGGCUCGGUGGAUUGCGUGGUGGCGAGGAGGAAUGUCUCCGGCAGAGGCAAGAUUUAUGGGGAUAAUAAUAAGAUGAGCAGCCAUAGGGAGCGUCCUUGUUUCGCAAGGCGAAACGUGAGCCCCGAAACCAUCUCGUUUCUGGAUUCUGAACCGGAUUUUGUCUCGAGCCACCCUGAAUCAGAGGUAUUUGGAAGUAGGUGUUUUCGGCAUGUCCGGCAUCCAUCCCCUGAAGGCCUUGCAGAGAUUAUGCUGUUUCAAAGUAGUCUUAUGAUGGGUGGAAGAAUGGAUAGAUUCCGUGACUGGAGACUCGAUGUUGAUAGCAUGUCAUAUGAGCAACUGCUCGAGUUAGGCGAGAGAAUUGGCCACGUGAGUACUGGAUUAAAAGAAGAUGAAAUAAACCACUGCCUUCGAAAGAUUAAGCUUCCAAUGUCGAGUGACGCGGCAUCACAUUCAUCUGGGAAAGUAGAUAGCAAAUGCAUCAUUUGUCAGGAGGAGUAUGAAGCAGAUGACGAGAUGGGCAAACUGCACUGCGGACAUAACUUCCACUUACAAUGUAUAAAACAGUGGCUCACACAAAAGAAUACGUGCCCUUUCUGCAAGGUCGAAGCAAUAUCUAGAUGCUAGGGUUGGUGAAAUCUUCGUAUCCCCUUCGGUACUGGCGUAUUUUCGGUCGCUGUUAUUCCCGGCAUAUCUAGAUGCUAGGGCAAGUAUUCAUUCUUUGGUUUGAAGGUUCCAACUUUAUUUGCUUACUUUGAAGUUGGAGUUUCAGCGGCAUGAAAUUGAACAGUGGUCAUUACACUCAAAAUAUAUUACAGUCUGUUAAAGUGGCUUUUCCUGCCUAAUAUGAAUUUAUUGAUUGCUUGAAUUUUCAAA